Asparagus officinalis (garden asparagus) is the source of this 3627-nucleotide messenger RNA. RefSeq lists its product as uncharacterized. Bases 2249 to 3436 code for a protein of 395 amino acids. Lineage: Eukaryota; Viridiplantae; Streptophyta; Magnoliopsida; Asparagales; Asparagaceae. The transcript has 8 exons. The record is from RefSeq and is a predicted model, not a curated record.
AUUUUGAGACUGUGUUUGACGAUGCACCCAUGAACAAGGAUUUCUUUCCGUUCCUUUUACUAAUAUAUAUGUAGGUACAUGUUCUCGAGCAUAACUAUGCACAUUUAUUUUCAUUUGACUACUAAAAUGAAGUUCAUUUUUAAGUAUAAUCCUACUUAUGUUAUAUUUCUAUUUGCAAUAGACAAAUUUUCUGCUAGUGUGAAAUGGUGUUUUUCGAAUUAGUGUCAGAUUGGUGCUGUUGUCUUGCAUUUUAGAUCCUUAUUUGGGAGCUUAUUCUAGCUUAAGAUUCAUGUUCUUAUCUUGCAUGUCGGAUCCUAAAUUUUAAAUAAAGAGAAAUAAAUUCAAUUUUCUUCUUCAAACCAUUAAAUACUCUGAUCCCAAUAACUCUUGCCCUAUAAAAACACAUAUCUAUAAGGAAAAGUAUAUAAAAAAUUAUUAAGGAUUCUUUUUUUGCCAUGUCCAAAGAAAUAUUCAGCUCAAUGUGCUGGUGGCGAGAAGAAGGUGGUAGUGGUGUUGAUGAGAAUGGUGUUGACGAUAACAAUGGGACACCCAAAAAGACUUUCGGUUUAAUAUAGUUCCAUUUAUUUUGGGUGAGAGAAGAUGAAAAGAAUGAAAGGUGGAGAAAGAGAAUACGUGGAAAGGGAUGGGUGAGAAAGGAAGAAGAAAAUAAAUGUGAGUUGGAAAGUUGUUUGAAGAGGAUAAAUGAACAUAUCUUUAGGUCUUGUUGGUUUUAAGACUCUUGACUUUUUCUAAAGGGUUUGGAUGCAUAACAUUUUAGUUUUUGCUCUAUACAAGCAAUUUUCCCAAUAAUUAAAUAAGUACCACUACCUUUACCCUAAAAAUAGUAAAAUGCAGGCCACCUCGCAUGCCUGCGGCCCUUAUGACUCAUUUUCCUUUUAACCAAAACUAAUGUUGAGAGUAAACAAUCAACUCAUGGAACUCAAAGUAUAAAAUGUUGCAUCCUCAGUUUUCCAUUUUUGUCAAAACGGUAUAAUAUCAUGCUACCAAGUCUAGUAAUAAUUGCAAGAAUUCCUCAAAAAAAGGGUUAUUACGAUAUUAGCCAAAAAAGGGUUAUUAUGAUAUUAGCCCCCAAAUCUUCAACAUUUUGAUAUUAGACCCCUCAUUAAAAUUGAGCUUAAGCCCCUUAAAAUCUUUAAUAUUUGAUAUUUGCCCCCCCAACCAAAUCCUUAAAAUUGAUCUCAAGUCCCAUAAAUCCAAUUAGGAUGUUGAAAUAAGCUCACUGUAGUAAAAAUUUGAUUGAAAUUGAGGAAUUUUUAUAUACUUUAAUUUUUUUGGUGAUUUGUUUGUUAUACUCCUUUCAUACAAGUCCAAGCUCAUUAACCAAUUUAACUGACAUACCCAUUAAGCUUCCCAAAUCUGUUUAAUAAAAUCUAAUUUGCACUUCAUCUUCUCCACUGUCUUCUCGAAAGACUUUUUUUAGCUAUAAUCCCAAAUUUACAUCGAAUAUAUUCCCAUUAGAAGACAUUGGAGAAUCACUGGAGAAGAUAAAGUGAAAAAUGGGUUUACAUUAGGGUAUUUAUUAAUAGGAUAUGGGGAGCUCAGUGGGUACGAUGAGCAGAGUUUAACUAGAACAUCACCAAAAAAGUUAAAUUAAAUAGAGUACUUCCCCCAUUUUAACAAGAUUUCAACUAGGGAGGUGAUAUGACAAAGCCCAGGAAUAGACUGAUAUAUUAAUCACAUGAAAGCAUGAAAAAUAUUGGGAAAAUAAAAACAUAUGGAUAUACGUGGUUCGGCUUGUAGCCUACGCCCACAGGCGAAGGAAGAAAAUAGCUUUACUAAAUUGUAAGGAACAGAAUAUGGAGAUCGUUCAAUCACUUAAUCCCUAACACAUCUUGAUAAUCUCUAUACAAUCUCUCUCAAACAAAGGAACAAAAGAGAGCCCAUAAUUACCAACCAAGAGUUGAUCAAAAACCUCCUUGACCAGAUGUGGUUUUGCUACAGAUUACCAAAAAUACUAAAAAAACCAACAGCGCCUAGGGUUACCUCCUCUCUCUCAGCUUUCAUUUUUUUUUCACCCUUUCUCCUUCGCUCCUGGCUGCGCCUCAAGUUUUCAUUUUUUUGGACACUUGCCCCUCUUCUCCUGGCUGCCCCUCAAGAGUCGGAAAAGAAGAAAAAUCGGCGCCUCCGUCUCCGUCGUUUGCUUCGCUUCAAGUCGGAGACGAAAACACCGGCGACUCCAUCGUUUGCUUGAGGGUAGAUCUGCUCGAGGAAAGGAUUUGGUCGAGGGAUGGAGAAUCAAAAUGGCUCAUUUCGUCCGAAAUUUUAUUCUCAAAAUAGAGAUAGUCAAGAGAGUCAAGAGAGUAGAAAUUCAAAUGCAGCACUUCAUGAUAAUAGCCCUACAGGAAGAAUGCUCCAAAUUCCAUUCUCAUAUGGUUCUUUCCAAACUCCAACAUCUGGAUAUGGUUCUUUCCAAAAUCCUAUGUCAGGUAUGAUGCCUCCUCCUUAUGCUUGUGGACCAUGGAUGCAAUUUUUAAAUGGUACACCAAUGCCACAAAUGAGAUCACAAAGUUCACCCAUGAGUGGAACGCCAAGAUCAUUAUCAUUUGAAAUCCCCUCAUCGGAAGCUAGUGGCGGGUCUAAGAGGGUAGCUCGUGAACAAGAUGAGGAAGUUUCGUCACCUUCAAAAAAACUUAAUCAAACUGUGAAAGUGAAGAAAGCUGGAAACAUCAUGUGGGAUGAUGAGCUUGAUGAUUUCCUCAUUCCUUUCUUGGCCAAUGAAGCUAGGAAUGGUGGAAAGUGUGACAAGAGUAUGCGAAAAUGUGGGAAGAAUCGUUAUCUAGACAUGCGAAAAUGUCAUGAAAUCAGUGGCGCCGGUUGGGAUGAAGAAACAAAAACAAUAACACUUGAUCCAAGUGUUUAUAGCACAUGGGCAAGGGGCUUGACGAAGAUGUCUGGAAACCCAUCACGGAGCAGAUCACGUAGAAUUAUACAGCGCGGGGACCUACAUCGUCAAGUGAGAGAGCGUAGGAGAGAUCUUGAAUCUACUCAUGUUGCUACAUCUGUACCUAGCAUUGGAGAGUUUACUCCAGUCAGAGAUGUAGAUGCAAAUCGACAAACGCCUACAGACCUAAAUGAUUUACAGACGACCCCCUUUCGCAUUCCAUACCUUCUGGACAAUCAUCAGCUGCAUCUACAUCUGCACCGACAUGUGUUCCAAAACACUCUUUUAAUCUUCGUCCUAGUCGUUCUCGGAAACAUGCGGAGCGACAAGGCGAUGGAGUGCAAUCGCGAUCCUCUGUUCCCACUCGAGGCCCCAAUACUUCCCAUAAGCUUAAGCCCGAUGCUGAAAAAGGUGAGAAGGUAUGGCCUCUGUUCCUCAAUAAUAGGGGUCGCCCCAUUGGUGAUUAUGCUGAGAAAUGGGGAAAGUAUGUGGGGACGGAGAGUCGUGUGUACUGCAAAUAUCCUCUCCAUUUAGAAUGGGGUGAUGAACAUAAUAGGUCAUUUGACGAGUUCUUUAUAAGAUGCCAGAAGGAUUAUGAGUUUCUCCCUGUGGAUCCUAAUCAGCCUCUCUCCCAUCAUAUUAUUUAUCGAGGAAUGAAGUCUCAGCUACAGGAGAGGGUUCGCUAUAAUAGGUGUCAGGUAAAACAUGAGUGUUUUGAGGUGUGG